AUGGACGUCGAUGAGCGUAUCGAAUUGGUGCAGAAGGUGCAGGGGGAACUCUGGGAGGACCGCCUGAACGAGACGCAUCGAAGCGGCUGCCUUUGCGAAUGGGUGUCAAGCUUCCGUCGCGACCGCCUCCCCUGCCGGCUCGCGGAUAACGACCUUCGUUAUGGCUCGUACAAUGCUGGAUCCAAGUUCAUUUUUGGCGAUGGCACCGCCUGGCUGCUUCGGUUCCCGCGAGUUGGUAAGGUCCAUGAUAGCUAUGCUGACGAGAAGGUCGCCAUGGAGGUUGCUGUCAUCGAUCUUAUCCACCGUGAAACCACAAUACCGGUUCCGAAGAUCCAGGCCUGGGGCGUUGCAGCACAAAACCCUCUCGGGUUAGGUCCCUUCAUCAUCAUGGAGUUCAUCCAGGACGGCGUGAGCCUGAACGACCUGCUCAAGGACGUCAACGGCGGCACGAGACUCCUGAGGGAAGACGUCAGCGACGACGAGAUGGAGACCAUCUACAGGCAGUUUGCCAAUUUCCUGCUUCAGCUUUUUAAGCUCGACUUUGACCACAUCGGCAGCCUAGACCCUUUAACUCCAGGGCUCCGCUUCCCAAUACGGCCGCUGACUUGGAAGGCUCAUGACAUUCUCCAAACUGGAGGAGUCGACACUUUCAGUGAUAGGAACAAGGGCUUUUCAUCGACGACCAAAUACUUCCAGUACGUUGCCGAGCAAGAUUGGGAACAAUUUAUCCGCCAACCGAACUCAACGUACGGCCGAUACGAUGCCAUGGCCAAGUACCGGUCAUUUAAAGCCCUAAAGUCUUUGAUACCCAGCUUCGUUCACAGCGAGUACGACCGUACCAAGUUCAAGAUCAUCUGCGACGACCUUGGCUUGGCGAACUUGAUGGUUAGAAGCAGACAAGACCUGACGGUCAUCGGUGUGGUCGACCUUGAAUGGUCUUACAUCGGGCCCGCCCAGCUCUUGGGCUCGGCUCCAUGGUGGCUUCUCAUGGACCGGCCGACAAACCAGGCGUGGGACUGCUACAAGGGGGAGCCAACUAGAAUCGUUGCCCGUUACUUUAGAUACUUGGACAUGUUCAAACGCAUUCUGGAAGAAGAGGAGGCAAGAACACCGGGUUAUGAGAACAAAGAGCUCUCUCAGCUCGUCCGCUGGUCCGAACACUCGGGCGCCAUGUGGGUCCAUAUGCUGAUCACAGCUGGCUUCAAUGAUCCCUGCAGUUUCCCUUUCACCAAGCUGGUACAGCAUGUAGGUACUGAUGAGUGGGAAAGGCGCGAGAGAGAAGUCAGCGAAGACGAGGUUGCGGCAUUCGGCGCCCGGAAGGUGGUGCAGUUGGAACAGUACAAGUGUGACCUAAAGAGGACCGAGGCACACAUAACCCUUGUGGACGAGGGCAAGAUGAGGAAGGAGGACUUUAUUGCCAUACAUUCCCUUUCUCAAGCCCCCUUCUCAGGCAUUAAAGACCUCCGCCCCCACGACUUCACAGAACCCCACAGCAUCACACACCCUUCUAGUUCCGCACCCACCUCCCAAUCCACAACGCUCGGCCCCUACGAGCCCUUCCCCACCCAAUCCCCGCCGCGGAUUUCAUCCGGGCCCCUAUACCUUUGACUAUCACGGAAUGAUCGUGUCGGUAGAUGUUGCAG
Mytilinidion resinicola is the source of this 1643-nucleotide messenger RNA. RefSeq names its product phosphotransferase enzyme family protein. The transcript has 2 exons. The coding region runs from base 1 to 1608 and encodes 535 amino acids. The record is from RefSeq and is a predicted model, not a curated record. NCBI's taxonomy places the organism in Eukaryota, Fungi, Ascomycota, Dothideomycetes, Mytilinidiales, Mytilinidiaceae.